GUUUCCUUGGCGACCGGGCGGAAGCCGGAAGCUGCGCUGYGGUUGGCCCCAGCGGCCCGGAGGAGCUGGGGGCGGAGCCCGAGGAGGAAAGUGGCGGCGGCGAGGAAGAGGACUGGCCCCGGCCAUGGAGCUGGCGGACGCGGGGGCGGCUGGCUCUUCGCAGGCAGUUCAUGAUCAAGUGGUGCCAACACAAAAUUCUUCAUCCAGAGUCAUMAUACAUGUGGAUCUGGAUUGCUUUUAUGCACAAGUAGAAAUGAUCUCAAACCCAGAAUUAAAGGACAAACCUUUAGGUGUUCAGCAGAAAUAUUUGGUGGUUACUUGCAACUAUGAAGCCAGGAAACUUGGAGUUACAAAACUUAUGAAUGUCAGAGAUGCAAAAGAAAAAUGUCCACAACUUGUAUUGGUUAAUGGAGAAGACUUGACCCGUUAUAGGGAGAUGUCUUAUAAGGUUACAGAAUUGUUGGAAGAAUUUAGUCCAGUUGUUGAGAGACUUGGAUUUGAUGAAAAUUUUGUGGAUCUAACAGAAAUAGUUGAAAAGAAACUCCAGCAACUUCAAAGUGAUGAACUUUCUGCAUUGACUGUGUCAGGUCAUGUAUAUAAUAAUCAGCCUAUAAACCUGCAUGACAUCAUGCACAUCAGACUACUAGUUGGAUCUCAGAUUGCAGCAGAAAUUCGGGAAGCCAUGUAUAAUCAGUUGGGGCUCACUGGAUGCGCUGGAGUGGCUUGUAAUAAACUAUUGGCAAAAUUAGUUUCUGGUGUUUUUAAACCAAAUCAACAAACAGUCUUGUUACCUGAAAGUUGUCAAGAUCUCAUUUAUAGUUUGAACCAUAUAAAGAAAAUGCCUGGUAUUGGCUAUAAAACUGCCAAACGCCUUGAAGCACUGGGAAUCCAUAGUGUGCAAGAUCUCCAAACCUUUUCAUCUAAAAUAUUAGAAAAGGAAUUAGGAAUUUCAGUUGCUCAGCGUAUUCAGAAGCUCAGUUUUGGAGAGGAUAACUCUCCUGUGACACCUUCAGGACCACCUCAGUCCUUUAGUGAAGAAGAUUCAUUUAAAAAAUGUUCAUCAGAAGUCGAAGCUAAAAAAAAGAUUGAAGAACUACUUGCUAACCUUUUGAACAGAGUAUCCCGAGAUGGAAGGAAACCCCAYACAAUAAGAUUAGUAAUCCGUCGGUAUUCAUCAGAGAAGUACUGUUGUCGAGAGAGUCGUCAGUGCCCUAUUCCAUCCCAUGUAAUUCAGAAGUUAGGGGCAGGAAAUUAUGAUGUGAUGACACCAAUGGUGGAUAUACUUAUGAAACUUUUUCGAAAUAUGGUGAAUGUGAAAAUGCCCUUUCACCUUACCCUUUUAAGUGUGUGCCUCUGCAACCUUAAAGCACUAAAUACCACUAAGAAAGGGCCCAUGGAUUAUUAUUUAACAUCCKCAUUGUCAACAACGUCAUGUUCUGGCAAGCGCAGUUCUAAAAUAAAAGAGAGUCAUAUGGAAGAUAUUUCCAAAGACAAAGAAACAAACUGGGAUUUUCUACCAAGUGGAAGAAUUGAAAGUACAAGAACUGGCGAGUCUYCAAUAGAAACUACAGAUUUUUCUAAAGAAAAAGAUGUGAAUGAAUUCCCACUCUGUUCACUUCCUGAGGGUGUUGACCAAGAAGUCUUCAAGCAGCUUCCAGUAGAUAUUCAGGAAGAAAUCCUUUCUGGAAAAUUUAGAGAAAAAUUUCAAGGGAAAGGAAGUUUAAGUUGUCCAUUACAUGCCUCCAGAGGAGUAUUAUCUUUCUUUUCUACAAAACAAAUGCAAGAUAGAUCCUUAAAUUCUAGAGAUAAUUUAUCCAGUAACAAUCAGGUACAGUCUGUGUCUCCUUGUGAACCAGGAACAUCAGGCUUAAGUAGCAGUAGUUCCUCUUACCUGUCUAGCCCAAAGGAUUAUUCAUAUUAUAUAGAUAAUCAAUUAAAAGAUGAACAAAUGAGUCAAGGACCUAAAGAAUCUGAAGGAUUCCACUUCUCAAAUACAAAGCCUGUUGUUUCUGCUUUCCAUUCAUUUCCAAAUUUGCAGAGUGAUCAACUUUUUUCCAAAMGCUGUGCUACAGGUAGUCAUAAGCAAACAACAACAACAGCCUCUUGUCAAGGAUCCACAGAAAAUAGAGAGCAAGAUUCUGCUGAUGAGAAGAUUAUUUUUCCAUCUGUCAUUGAUCCUCAAGUAUUCUAUGAACUUCCAGAAGAGGUACAAAAAGAACUGUUGGCUGAGUGGAGGAGACCUGGAUCAGAUUUCCACAUUGUACAUAAGUAAGCAUGUUCAGAGAAAGGACUACAAAAUCAAAGAAAGUAUCAUUGUCCUCAGAUUAGCAGUUUAUUAAGCUCUUCUAAAUUAAACACUAAUAAUAAUGUAGAAGUCCAGUGUAAAAUGUUCAGGUAAAGCAAGAGUGGUUACAGGAAGUAAAUUCCAGCACAAAACAUAAAAAUCCUCUUAACAGAAGCAAUAAUGUAAAAAUAUUAUCUUUCUCUUAUUUCCACAGCUAUUUUAUGUUGCUUUUCAAUAAAAGGAAUAUCAUGGUCA
Urocitellus parryii (Arctic ground squirrel) is the source of this 2539-nucleotide messenger RNA. It is a transcript of the gene Poli, whose product is annotated as DNA polymerase iota. The record is from RefSeq and is a predicted model, not a curated record. Gene Ontology annotation, biological process: translesion synthesis. Gene Ontology annotation, molecular function: damaged DNA binding; DNA-directed DNA polymerase activity. Lineage: Eukaryota; Metazoa; Chordata; Mammalia; Rodentia; Sciuridae.